AUGGAACAAUAUCUGAAGUCCACAUGGAACGCUGGCAGCGCCGAUUACGUGCCUUCAUAUAACGACGUCCUGCCCGCCCCACCGAUGGAAGAUCAGCUCCUUGUGAAGGCUGGGCCCAACGCCCCGGCGCGACCGCUACACAUGUUUAUGGCCCCCCUGACGCUCGACUCCAUGCCUGUGUCACCACCACCGUCCAAGCGGAUAGACAUGCGCCUCGCUCAGCCCGGAACAGAAGAGUCAAAGCCAGGAUACUUGACACCUCUAGCCCAGUACACAGCGCAAACUUUUUGGUACUUCUGGUACGCCGACAUCAAGCCUAACGAUGCCUCGUCACGGAGGUUCAGCGACAGCAGCUUAUCGGACGCGGCUCCGUUCGACCUUGAGGGUCGUCCGCAACAUCCGAUACAGUCUGGCGUUCACUCGAACCAGCUGCAGCCGAACCUGACGUUCUGCCAGUUUGUCUUCUCCGCUCUUCAUUCGACGCAGAUCUCCUUCAGUGUCACGAUUCUGGCUCUGAUGUACACCUACAAGUACAAGAAGAUUGUGUCGGAGGGUAAGCGACAGCCCUACAAGCACGAGGUCUCCGAAGCUCAGGGCUUCAUCACCGGCCUCAUGCUUGCCAACAAGUACUUGGACGACAACACGUACACGAACACGACAUGGGCGCAGUUCCUCGGAAUCCCCGUCAAGGACGUCAACGAGUACGAGCUUGAGUGGCUUGACGCUCUCGAGUUCAACUUGUGUGUUACGAUCGAGGACUUUGAGCUCUGGCGGUCCAUGCUGGACGCCCAUAUCCGGUGUCGCCAGCGCCUGGGAGGAGACGGACUGAACACCUCGCCCUUCAGCGCUGGACAGCCGUUGGGUCGAGCUCGAUCUGCGUCGCCGCCUCUACUGUACGACGUCCACGGACAGGCCCAGGGAGACAAUCUCGGCAAGCGCACCGCCCGCGACGCCUUCGCCACCGAUGUCCUCCACACGGCUGGCAUGUACGAGGCUGCCCGGUUGUGGCCAAAGAAGUCGACUUUCAACCCGCUCGCGCCCGCCUUCCCCAUGUCGACGACCGCUCUUCCCACUCCUGCUCCGGCCUCGGUCUCACCGAACGCCCCUGCUGUUCCCACUCUUGCGCGUUCCUCAUCGUUGAACCGCCAGAUCGCGCGGCUACCAACGGGACGGCGGGAAUCCUUCAGCAACGAGCUGCCGACGCAGCCGCAGAUGGAUCUCCGACACGCAGCCGCGGCUGCUACCGCCCAGAACUGGGGCUACCUGGGAACGAACCCCGCCGUCGACUUUGGCAAGCCGAAUGGUGCUGGAGGAUGGGGAGUCCCGGCACAGCCUCGACUCUAUUUCCUGCAAGCUGCCGCUACUCCUCAGUUCGGACCCGACGGCCGUUACCACAAGGCUAUCCCGCACUACUUUGACGCUCCUUACGGUUCGAUCUUCGAUCCACCUACUGCACAGGCACCCGCCGCCCCUCAAGCGCAGUAUGAGCCUGAGGCGCUCGACGGCACGCAGCAUCAGAUCAACCUUUCGUCCCCGACGAACGGAGCUCAACAGAUGGGCAUGGCAUCACAGCCGGCCUUCCCCGGCCAACAGGCCCAGCAAACGCGCUUCGGCAAUCCUCAGCCUGCACCUUUUGCGAAUGCUGGUCCGCCAGGGUACGCUUACGGAGCUCCCUCGACGUGGCUGCGACCCAUCCAGCCGCCUCAGCAGCACCAGCCGCAACCGCAGCAGCCGCUUCAGUCGCAGUGGCAACGAGCCUGGAAGCCAGGACACAACGCCCGGUGGUCGACGUGUUCCGACGACGGUUUCGUCCAGCAGCACCUGCGCCCUCCGCCAAUCUGCUCUUCGGCCGCCGAAUGGCCGACGCCAGUGUACGCCGCCUUCUAA
This is a messenger RNA of Trichosporon asahii var. asahii CBS 2479, 1887 nucleotides long. RefSeq lists its product as uncharacterized. Gene Ontology annotation, biological process: regulation of cyclin-dependent protein serine/threonine kinase activity. The transcript is spliced from 2 exons. Gene Ontology annotation, cellular component: cyclin-dependent protein kinase holoenzyme complex; nucleus. NCBI's taxonomy places the organism in Eukaryota, Fungi, Basidiomycota, Tremellomycetes, Trichosporonales, Trichosporonaceae. Gene Ontology annotation, molecular function: protein kinase binding; cyclin-dependent protein serine/threonine kinase regulator activity. The coding region runs from base 1 to 1887 and encodes 628 amino acids. The record is from RefSeq and is a predicted model, not a curated record.